Schistocerca nitens (vagrant locust) is the source of this 4042-nucleotide messenger RNA. RefSeq names its product prostamide/prostaglandin F synthase-like. The record is from RefSeq and is a predicted model, not a curated record. Lineage: Eukaryota; Metazoa; Arthropoda; Insecta; Orthoptera; Acrididae. The transcript has 5 exons. Bases 119 to 814 code for a protein of 231 amino acids.
GUCUUUAUUGGCUGAGCCCAAGGUUACGAGUGCUUUUCUGUCCGGCGUCGGAAUAGUUUCUUGCACUGUCUAGGGAGUGUAGUGAUAAUCUGUCACAGCGUUACGCUUUUGAUUUGAAAUGACCGAAUCAAAGAUAGACCUUGAUGCUCUGGGGAAGAAUCAGCUGAAGAAUGUUGCUACGGGGGAGGUGGUGGAGAUGUCGUCGCUGUGGGCGACCCAGCCCCUCGUCGCAGUCUUCUUUCGGCGCUGGGGGUGCAUCUUCUGCCGGCUGUGGGCUAAAGAGGUCAGCAAGAUUGCACCCCAACUCCAGAAGAACGGCGUCCGCCUCAUCGGGGUAGGUUCCGAGGACAUCGGCGUGCAAGAAUUCAGUGACGGGAAAUUCUUUGACGGAGAGCUUUUUGUCGAUGUCGAGAAGAAAACCUACAAGUUUCUGUCAUUCAAAAGGUUCUCCAUGUUCAGUGUUCUGGCCGCACUGUUCACGAGUGAAUCCAGAGCUGCUAUCGCAAAGGGCCGAGCGAUGAAGCUGGGAGGAGACCUGCGCGGCGACGGGCUGCAGAACGGCGGCGCCCUGGUGGUGGGGGCGGGCGGCUCGGGCGUGCUGUCCUACUUCAAGCAGGAGCGGCCGGCCGAGGUGCUGGACAACGCCACCAUCCUGGCCGCUCUGGGGCUGCAGCCGGAACCUGCGGGUGACACGGAAGAGAAGACAAAGGCGGAGUCUGCGAGCGACGGGACGAAGGUGCUGGAGGGCAAGUGCGAGAUGAACGGCGCAGCCGGCACUCCGGAGAAGCAGCAGGCUGCCAGUGCUGCCGAGUAGCUCUCCCUCCGGGAGGGUUUGUGACAAAACCAACUUUUACUCCUGUGUAUAUAUACGUAUAUCUUUCCACUGUGUCCCCUGUACCUGUCUGUGCGACACAAUUUCUCUGUCUAUUACUCGAUUCCGAUUUUUAUCAUUUUCCUGUGCGUAAACAUGCAAAAAUUCUGCAGUUCCGUCUCUAAAGAGCGUAUCGGAAGGUCGACAGUUCUCGGCGAACUUUGUGUGCGACUCGUUACGUUAAAUGGUUGCGUCUGUGUUUUUUCCCACCCACUUUAUGUGAAGGACUAGAAUUAUCGGUUGCCCUGAGAAAUGGGCAUUUCUGUCGGGGAAAGGGGUGUUGCGUCGCGGCUUGUGGCUACGGUCAGAUAUUAGCCGGAACUGUCUCGAGAGCGAGGCUCGGGUGUCGACCGUUAAAGCUGACGUCCUGUCGUCUGGUGGCUCUGCCGGCCUCGUUACACGCACACGCACGUACUGAGAGUUGGCUUAUUACUUCUAAAGUUAUCACUAAUGGUAAUUACUUAUUAAAUUGUCAUCUCUAAACCGAAUCUUAAUAAUUCUCUUCCAUAACGUGAUUAACUAUUAUCUCUAUACACACUGCUGUGAAUAAAUUUAAUGUUAUACUAUCUAAAAUGAACUGCUGCUUCACUUUCAUAAAAUAUAUUGCAAGUGGAAAAUACUGUAAUUACUUGCUCAGCAUGGUAAUAAAUUUAAUUGGACAUGAAAAUGUCACUUUUUCAGGAACAAGCAAUUUCAUAUUUUUGUAGCAUAGUACUUGCAUGUGGUAAUGUAAGGUCCUCAGUGGAAUAUAAAUGAAAUAAGGAAAUGUCCGCUGUGUGAGGUUUGAGUCAAAAAAAUGAGAAUGCUAGCUUUUAGAUAAAUUCUUCUUCAGGCAUUUGGUGUGUGUACAUGCGUGCAUGCGUGCAUGCCCUGUUGCUUUGAGGAAGAAUUUGUCCAAAACCUAUCAGUAUUGUGAAGCUUGUUUGUGUCUAUUGAUGACUUGCCAGCUCUACUAUUCAGCAAAUUGUUACUUUUAUUCCUUAAAUUAUUCACCAUACACUUUACUUUUACCUCUGUUGUUUGGUCAGAGUGAUAUCUUGCUAACAUAAUUAAUUUUCAGAACUAUAAUAUAAUUGGCUAGAUAAAAAGUCUACUCACAAAGUGGCAGCGGGAGAAAAGGCACACAAAAUUCGAGGAAAUGUGGACGUUUUUGAGGCCAGUAGCACCUUCUGCAAGAAGGGUGAAAGGUGCAGGAAGAGGAAUGAAGAAAAAGGACUGACAAGGUUUACAGAAUGUGGAGAGCUACUGAAGUCAUCUGGAACCCUGGUCAGAGCAGACGUACCACGAGGGAAUGAGAAGGAAAGACCGAUUGUCGGGGACUGCACCGGACGAGAUUCGAAAACCUGAGAGCGUAAUACAUCGACCGGCUUAUUUCCUAAACCUUGUCGGUCCUUUUCCUGCAUCCCUCAUCCUUCUUCUGCCAGAGGGAGCCACUAGCACACAAAGAUUGCACAUUUCCUUAACUUCUACACGUUUCAUCCUGCUGCCACCUGGUGAGUAGAUUUUUUAUCUAUCCAAUUAUAUUGUAAUGAAAAAAUUAAUUAUAUGAGAUGAGAUGAAUGACCAGGCAAAAGUCUUUUCGUCGGGUACCUCUGUGGGGACUUCUUGUGUCCCUAAUAUACCUCAGUUAUUCAACUGGGCAAAGGGGACGUACAGUUUAAUGUGGAAUCUGAACAAUUUGUUGUUCAGAGUGAACUCUCACCUUGUUUGAGACGUGAAGACUAGAUUAAAAGCAGACUGAAUUUCUGUUGUCUGACCGGGAUUUGAUGCGGCAACCUCCCGGUUUCCGAAUGUGCACUUCACCACUAGACCACGUGGCCUAUUCUCAGACCCAAAGUCUACCUUCAGAAUAAGCACUUAGCUCCCACAGGAGAGUCUGAAGUGCGGCUUGCUACCUUUUAAGAUUUAUCGUUAUGCGUCACAUCGAAGUCUGCUGUGGCCACAAAUUUAUGGGGACCUACUAUGUGCACAAUAUAACUUUUCCUUAUACCAAAAUACCCGGAAAAAAAUCCGUGAACAGCCUCUAAAAUUCUGUUGAAGUUCAGGUUCACACUAAGUUAAUUUUCAGUACGAGUCUUUCUACAGUGACAUUUGGGGAACAUCGAUGGUCCAUCAGUAAAAUGGCUAUCGGAACCAGAUGUUUAGAUAACUGCGCCCCUAACAGAUACCAAAUUUUGUAGUUCGUCUGUAACGUAGGAAUAAAGAACCUGAAGCUGGAGGGAUUUUCACUAGAGGACUGAAACAUACAAAGCAGAAGAUGCUGUGGGAGAAGCAGACAUCUGCUUACACAGGAUGUAAAACUUUUACUGUUUUGUUUACUUCUCAGUUGCCAGAGGCACGUCUUACGGUGUAUGUGGCAGUUUCUUGGAGUAACACGCAGGACAUUCAUCAUGUUUACACAUAGUGAAAAUGAGCCUAGUGAUUAUUACCAUUAUAUUCUUCAAGCUACGUUGUCAGUGUUUAGAUGUUAGAUGUGAAUUUGUAUUUUAUUUCAUAUACUAUCAGCAACUCUCUCAAAAUAGCAGAAUGUGAUAUACAUUUUCUUGUAUUAGCCUACUGGAAUUUUAUAUGUACAUUACUAAUGUUCCAUUAAUUUUGUCCAACUUUUUUGCUAAGCCACAACAGUGUCAAGGAUUUCGUUUGAGGUUAAGAGUAUCUGUUGUGGCAAUUUCUUCCACUAAGUGUUUUAGUUCGUUCAUCGGUCACAGUUUAAGUGUACUGCAGUUGAGACUGUCUAAACUCUGCUAGGUACUUACAUCACAAAAUGUGUGGGCACAAUUUGUAAAGCUCUUUUCGAAGCAUUUGUAUUCUUAUAUUGGGUAGUCUUUUUAAAAACACUGUUCGGAGGCAGUAAAAGGUAAAAGUGGGUCCCGUGUCGGGGAGCAGUUGUCUCGGCCAUUUGUAGCGAGCGUAAUGCAAAGUCUGAGAGUGAUAUUUAGAAUUUUGACAGACGCACACUAGGCUGCUCCUCGGACACACACUUUUGGAUGUGAAUACCUCCGUUUGCUCUUGAUAAGUGAAGACUGAUGAGUUUUUUUUACGGAUAUGUUUUAUAUUGCGGUGUUUCUGAAGCUUUGUUGUUAUAUACUUUUUAUACUGAUGUAGCUCUUUAGUUGCAUUUUCGCACUGUAUUAUGUCAUAUAUUCUUCCAAUAAAUGUCUUUCACAUGGA